CAUUCAUUGCUUUGUCUUAAAGGAGCAGUAUAUGCCAGUUUAAACUGCUGCCACUUCUACCAGUGCCCAGCGCAGUGUGUGGAAGGUGAGCAACGUUACCGCUCAGCUGCUGUAAUUCUAGUGUCCCGGUGACAUCACUGCCAGCCCCUGCCAUGCCGGUUCGGUGUCUCUGCCGGUGUGCGGCUGGUAGGGGGCAGCAGGGAGGCAGAUACCGGGGCUAAGCCCGCAAGCCUUCUCCAGUCCCCAGUACAGAUCAUGGCUCCGGCGGUGCGGACCGUGGACACGGUGUCGGAAUUUACAAGCUGUGUGAGUGUUUAGUCGCUUCCCGGGGAUUUUUUUUUUUUUUAAAGAAUAAAACUAAAUAAAACUGGGGGACAUAAAGUAAUGAAGAGCUGGAGCUUAAGAGGAUGGGGAUAAUGAAUAGGAGUUUAAAGACGUAUUACCGGUCUGUAAAGCGGCUGGGUUUAAACACUGUGCAUUUUAAAUUAAAUAUAUUUAUUUGUUGAUGUUUGAGCAGUUAAAAUGAAUCUAAGCAUCGUUGUGUUGAUUAUUGUAACAAUAUGUUCUGAUUGUGACACGUGCAUGUUACUGUGUAAAAGUUUUUUUUUUUUUUGUGAAUAUGGCACUUAUCGAUGUGUGCUGCUCUCUCUGUCACAUGGUGGUGAGGGACCUGCUACUAUAAACAUGGUAUUUGAAAGUCCUGUAGAUGAGGUGGCCUUUGUAAACCGAGAGUUUGUGAACCCCUGCUGUAAAUAUGGCUUGCAAUAGUGAAUUCCACUGACUUUGUCACAUUAUAAUUAGUGAUCUGCAGCUUUAAAUAUGACAGAGAUGGGGGCUGCAGCUACCUCUAUCAUAUGAUGGUAAAUGAUUUGACAUCAAGAAUAUUGAAGUUAAUUAUGAACAAUGUUUAAUCUUUCACAGAAGUAAGUGAAGUGUCACGGUGAAUAUGGCAGCUAAUUGUGGACACUGCUGUCUCAUGACCGCCGUAACAAUGGUAGUUAUGGUUGAUGGCACUGCUCCUGUUACAUGAUAGCAAGCUAUAAACUUCCUCUUUCCCCUAGACUCUCCCACCUGUGGUUGCGGUCUCCUACGUGAGAUUGCAUAUAAACGAAAGAAAAAGUUGAACGGCGUGAAUAUCCCGAACGCGGCUAUUCUCGCCGCUUACCUGGUGUUCGUUAGUUUGUGCGUGUCUGUGCGAACGGACUGGUGGGAAGCCGCAAGGUAUGACGGGACCGGAAGUGCGAUGCCUGUUGAGGACCCGGAAGUGUGA
Messenger RNA from Pelobates cultripes (western spadefoot toad), 1270 nucleotides. Lineage: Eukaryota; Metazoa; Chordata; Amphibia; Anura; Pelobatidae. The record is from the annotation of a GenBank genome assembly.